AGACAACUUUUGUUUUGAACAUAUGUCAAAGGAACAUUCUCGUGCCCGCGUUGCUUGCUCCCGACGCUAAGUUCACAUUGAUUUUUGUUGCCAAGCAUUUGUUUCAUCAAUAUCAAGUCAUUCUGCAUAGACAUUAGCUCGCAUAGAACCACGUCAAUUGCAUUCCAAGGAUGAAAAUCGAAGAAGUGAAAAGUACGGUCCGAGCACAGCGAAUUGCCGCGCACAGCCAUGUGAAAGGGUUAGGUUUGAACGAGAGCGGAGCCGCUCUGCCGGUCGGAGGCGGCUUGGUGGGUCAAUCAAACGCUCGAGAGGCAGCCGGUAUUGUCGUCGACUUGAUCAAAUCGAAGAAAAUGGCAGGUCGUGCUUUGCUCCUUGCCGGUCCCCCCGGAACCGGAAAAACUGCAAUAGCUCUUGCCAUCGCCCAAGAACUUGGCAACAAGGUUCCAUUCUGCCCCAUGGUGGGUUCGGAAGUAUACAGCAGUGAAAUCAAAAAGACAGAAGUCCUCAUGGAGAACUUCCGGCGAUCGAUUGGGCUGCGUAUCCGCGAAACGAAGGAAGUCUACGAGGGCGAGGUCACCGAAUUGACCCCCAUUGAAACGGAAAAUCCGAUGGGAGGUUACGGCAAAACAAUCAGCAAUGUUGUGAUCGGAUUAAAGACGGCCAAAGGUACAAAGCAGCUCAAAUUGGAUCCGAGCAUCUACGAAUCUCUGCAGAAGGAAAAGGUCGAGGUUGGCGACGUUAUCUACAUCGAAGCCAACAGUGGUGCAGUGAAACGCCAAGGUCGGAGUGACACGUUCGCUACCGAGUUUGAUUUGGAAACUGAGGAGUACGUUCCUCUCCCCAAAGGCGAUGUGCAUAAGAAAAAGGAAGUCAUCCAAGAUGUGACGCUUCACGACUUGGACGUAGCGAAUGCAAGGCCGCAAGGUGGACAAGACGUUCUUUCCAUGAUGGGGCAACUAAUGAAACCCAAGAAAACCGAGAUAACAGACAAACUGCGUAUGGAGAUCAACAAGGUCGUGAACCGAUACAUCGAUCAGGGCAUUGCAGAACUGGUCCCAGGAGUGUUGUUUAUCGACGAAGUUCACAUGCUCGACUUGGAAACAUUCACGUACCUGCACAAGUCACUGGAAUCGCCGAUUGCUCCCAUAGUCGUCUUUGCCACAAACCGUGGUCGAUGUGUCAUCAGAGGUACCGACGACAUCACCUCACCCCACGGUAUGCCCCUCGAUCUGCUGGAUCGAGUCUUGAUCAUUCGCACGCUGCCGUACAGCAUAUCCGAAAUGGAGCAAAUCAUAAGGAUCCGGGCGCAGACCGAGGGACUGCAAAUGGAGGAUAGCGCCAUCACGACCCUCAGUGAGAUUGCAGGGCAAGCGACGCUGCGUUAUGCCGUGCAACUUCUGACGCCAGCCUAUCAAAUGUGCAAAGUGAAUGGGAAGACGAUUAUUGGGCCGGACGACCUGAAGGACGUACACGGGCUGUUCCUUGAUGCCAAACGGUCGGCAACGUUCCUAACGGAAAGGAAUAAUAAAUAUAUGGUGUAGACUUAUGUACGCUUUCAUAUACUGUUAAAUAGAUUUACGGUUUUAUUCCAGUCUGGCAUUUUUCGGAAAAAUAAAA
Messenger RNA from Hermetia illucens (black soldier fly), 1617 nucleotides. It is a transcript of the gene pont, whose product is annotated as ruvB-like helicase 1. Lineage: Eukaryota; Metazoa; Arthropoda; Insecta; Diptera; Stratiomyidae. Bases 171 to 1541 code for a protein of 456 amino acids. Gene Ontology annotation, cellular component: Swr1 complex; R2TP complex; NuA4 histone acetyltransferase complex. Gene Ontology annotation, molecular function: ATP hydrolysis activity; DNA helicase activity; ATP binding. The transcript is spliced from 4 exons. Gene Ontology annotation, biological process: regulation of transcription by RNA polymerase II; box C/D snoRNP assembly; chromatin remodeling. The record is from RefSeq and is a predicted model, not a curated record.